AUGGCGGACACCUCCGCACAGCGCAGACCGCCCUACCAGGGAGUGUGGACGAAGAGAGCUGCGGACGCUGACGAGUGGCUGCAUCUGCACAAGGUGGUUGUGUCUGCUACCUCAGCAUCUCUCAUCUCCACAUUCACCGGCUUUCCUCUCGACUCGCUCAAGUCGAGGCUACAAUCGUCAAGAGAAAAGGUCUCGAUCCCCCGUUUGGCUGCUGGAGUCAUCAAAGAAGAAGGGAUCGGAGGUCUAUGGCGAGGGUUCCCAUUACCACUCGUCACCAUCUCCAUCGUCCGCACUAUCUCAUUCACCAUCUACUCUUCCACCAAACGCAUCCUCAACGCCGUCCCAGCGCUUUCCGAUGCCUCACGACAGAGUGAAGAAGCUGCCUUUGGCGAUCGGCUGGACAAGGGCUGGGGCACAGGGACGGGAGAGGCAAGCCAGAAGGGACCAGAGGUCGAUGAGGAAAAAGUCAAGGAUCCGUGGAUCGGCCUGCGGCUGGGCAUGUUCUCUGGGGACAAUGCGAAGGAUAUCGCCAUCACGAGUAUGCUCGCGGGCGGCGCGAGUGGAGCGGUCGUCUGUGUUGGAAGUGCGCCGUUCGAGCUCGUCAAAGUGAGGCGGCAGCUGGAGUAUCAAAUCUACCGUGACUCUCGCCCCGAGCUCCGAAAUUUCCCUCCCACACCCAUUCCAAACUCUGCCCUUCCAAAGGGCACUGCCCCUUUCCAACCCCCCACAACUAUCCAAGCUGUACGCCUCAUCCUCGCUUCCUCUGGACCUUUGGGCCUCUAUACCGGCUGGCGACUUCACUUUAUCCGUGACACUUUGGGUACUGCGCUCUACUUUGCCGAAUACGACGUCAUGCGGUAUUACCUGGGACGUGCAAAGAAGGAGAGGCGGGAUGGGGAAGGCGGAGGAGGAGGAUUCGGUGAUGAUGUGCAGGGGGAUGUACCAGAGUGGUGUAGGGGUUGGAUCAUGAAGGGGAUGAUACCGUUCUUGUGUGGAAGUCUGGCGGGGGUCACAAGUUGGGCUCUGAUCUAUCCUGUUGAUGCAAUCAAGACAAAGGCGCAACAACGAGCCCUCUCAGGCCUCCCUAUGCGCACACCGAUCGAACAACUCUCCCGCCUCGUCCGCGGCACCGACAAGUCCAACCCCAAACCUUUCCUCACUGGCAUGGCCCGUCUCUAUCGAGGAUUGGGCAUAUCGAUGAUCCGGUCAAUGUUGACGCAUGGCUUGUUGUGGACGCUUGUGGAUGCUACCGGGAGCUACAUAGACUCGCGGCCCUUUGAACGACUGGCGAGUCGACAGGAGCUCAAGUAG
Cryptococcus amylolentus CBS 6039 is the source of this 1311-nucleotide messenger RNA. RefSeq lists its product as hypothetical. Lineage: Eukaryota; Fungi; Basidiomycota; Tremellomycetes; Tremellales; Cryptococcaceae. Gene Ontology annotation, biological process: transport. Gene Ontology annotation, molecular function: transmembrane transporter activity. The transcript is spliced from 9 exons. The record is from RefSeq and is a predicted model, not a curated record. Bases 1 to 1311 code for a protein of 436 amino acids.